Messenger RNA from Brachypodium distachyon (stiff brome), 1785 nucleotides. RefSeq names its product probable protein S-acyltransferase 1. NCBI's taxonomy places the organism in Eukaryota, Viridiplantae, Streptophyta, Magnoliopsida, Poales, Poaceae. Gene Ontology annotation, cellular component: endoplasmic reticulum; Golgi apparatus. Gene Ontology annotation, molecular function: protein-cysteine S-palmitoyltransferase activity. The record is from RefSeq and is a predicted model, not a curated record. The transcript is spliced from 4 exons. Gene Ontology annotation, biological process: protein targeting to membrane; peptidyl-L-cysteine S-palmitoylation. The coding region runs from base 320 to 1579 and encodes 419 amino acids.
AAAACAAAUGCACACGUCUACACCUGGCGCCCUGGGAAAUGCUGGACAAGGCCUUCUUCGCCAUGGCAGAAAGGCGAUGAGAUUGAGAGACCAGCCGCCGUGGCUUCUGUAAGUUGUUUGUAACCCCCCAUAACGAGCUGGGAAAGACACACAGAGAGAAAGAAGAGACAGGAAACUGAAGAGCUGCCAAUAGCCUUUCUUUGUCCCCGACUCCGGUGGCCGAGAAGUAGUUGCAUUUCUUGCUAUUGGAGUCUCCAAUAGAAAUUUGGAGAAGAGGUUUGCUGAAUCGCGGCGGGGAGGGAGAUAGCAGUCAAGCAGGAUGGAAGAAGAGCCGAAGCGGAGGAGGCUGUAUCAAGUCUGGAGAGGAAACAAUAAAUUCCUCUGCGGCGGGCGCCUAAUCUUCGGCCCGGACGCGGGUUCCUUGUUCCUAUCCACAGUUCUGAUAGCAGGCCCCCUGGUCGGCCUAUGCUGCCAGUGCAUCACAAAGAUGAACUCCAGCAGUCCAGAUCACAACCAACAAGUCCUUGGCCUGCCGGUCCUCAUCGCCACCGUCAUUCUCGGCCUCGCGGAUAUGGCGUUCCUGUUCCUGACAUCGAGCAGGGACCCGGGGAUCGUGCCGAGGAACGCGCGGCCGCCGGAGUGCGGCGUCGUCGACAUGACGACGCCGUCGACGGAGUGGGUGAGCGCGGCGAGCCCCCACCUCCGGGUGCCGCGCACCAAGGACGUGGUGGUCAACGGGUGCGUGGUCAAGGUGAAGUACUGCGACACGUGCCUGCUCUACCGCCCGCCCCGGACCUCCCACUGCUCCAUCUGCAACAACUGCGUCCAGAAGUUCGACCACCACUGCCCCUGGGUCGGCCAGUGCAUCGGCCUCAUUUUAUUUGUUCAGAGGAACUACAGGUUCUUUUUCCUCUUCAUCUCGACCUCGACGCUUCUCUGCUUCUACGUCUUCGCGUUUUCGUGGCUCAACAUCGUGGCCGCCGCCAAGAGUGUCAACGGAUCGCUGUUGCGGGCCAUGGGCGGGGAGGUGCUGUCGGUGGUGCUGGCCGUGUACAGCUUCGUGUCGGUGUGGUUCGUGGGCGGGCUCACGGCGUUCCACCUCUACCUCAUGGCCAGCAACCAGACCACGUACGAGAACUUCCGCUACAGGUACGACAAGAAGGAGAACCCUUACAACCGGGGCGCGCUCGCCAACUUGGCCGAGGUGUUCCUCGCCGGGAUGCCGCCCUCGCUCAACCGCUUCCGGUCAUGGGUGGUGGAGCCGGAGGACGCCAUGGACGUCGUCGGGGUGCUUUCGCCGAUGAGCGGCGGUGUUGAUCUGGAGAUGGGGCGCAAGGGCGUGCACUACAGCCCCGGCGGGGUCCCGCCGAUCCUGCAGGGCUUGGACUACGGCGACAUCGAGAAGAUGAACGUCAAGGACCGGGGAGCGGAGGCGCCGGACCUGCUUAUGGUCCCGGCGGUGCAGCAGCGACACGACGACGAGGGUUGCGGUGGAGGAGAUAAUAGUCCGUUUGUACGCGAUCAAGAUGCUGAGAGGGCACCGCCGGUGAUGAGCUCCGAUGUAAAUUCUGAACGGUGAUCAUGCCAGAAUUUGUUUUUCACGAGCACCUUGUUGGUGCCAUGAGGGGUAUGCUACGCACCUGACGGUAUCGAGUCAGUACUUGGUAGCAGCUCUCGGGAAAACAACUUUUGAUCUCACCGGUUAGUGGUGCCUCGAUGCUAUUGAGAUUUUCUCCUCAACGUCCCUAUAUAUGCAAGCAGCAGUGACAUGCAUUUUGAAGGUUC